Molecule: messenger RNA, 402 nt
Organism: Anisakis simplex (herring worm)
Lineage: Eukaryota; Metazoa; Nematoda; Chromadorea; Rhabditida; Anisakidae
Source: the annotation of a GenBank genome assembly
AUGCGAAGUGAACUGAACAAGGGUGGAUGUGUUAAUCGAUCAGAAGAUGAUUUGCGUGCUUCCCCAUCGAAGGUGUUCGAAGUUCAUUCGAAGGGUGUUUCUGAUCAAAGGAGUGUUGAGUUGAGUCGUAAGUUAUCGGCAGCGAAAAAGAAUCAAGUUGACGAAACAAUACAGCAGCUGACAGAGAAGUGUCAUCGAAUUGUAAUCGCAGUGCAAUCAAACAGGAAUGCUCAUCACGGUGAGCUGUCCAAGUCGAUAGAGAAUAUGCUGGAGAAUGCGUUGAAGAGAACGGAUACUCCAGGCGACGAUCACCGCUCGCUGAACCAUCAGCUGAACACUCUCUUGAACGCUUUUGAUGCCAUCGAAAAAUAUUUAUCUCAGGUUUGUUAUCUUCGUUUUUAA